This is a messenger RNA of Lathyrus oleraceus (garden pea), 1671 nucleotides long. RefSeq names its product transcription factor bHLH112. Gene Ontology annotation, cellular component: nucleus. The record is from RefSeq and is a predicted model, not a curated record. The coding region runs from base 127 to 1284 and encodes 385 amino acids. Gene Ontology annotation, biological process: regulation of transcription by RNA polymerase II. The transcript has 7 exons. Lineage: Eukaryota; Viridiplantae; Streptophyta; Magnoliopsida; Fabales; Fabaceae. Gene Ontology annotation, molecular function: protein dimerization activity; RNA polymerase II cis-regulatory region sequence-specific DNA binding; DNA-binding transcription factor activity, RNA polymerase II-specific.
CCAAAUUCCUGUCCAUACCCUUCAACCAUUCCUUAUAUAAAUAUUAUCUCAUUGAGCUUAUAAACAUAGUUGAGUUUUUGAGUUAGAUAUAAAAUAUUUUUGUUAAGAUUAAAAACAAAUUUUGACAUGGCAGAAGAAUUUCAAGCUGGAAUUUGUGGUGAAACAUGGUGGAAUAUUAAUAACUCAACAAGAAAUGUUUUUCCUCUUAUGAUAAACUCAUCAUCAUCAACAUCAUCAUGUUCAGGAAGUUAUAGUAACUGGCAAAAUGAGUUUUUGGGUUUGAAAGAAACUAAUAGCUUUGAUGUUUCUGAUUGUUCUUUGAGUUUUCUUGAUUCUCCGAAGCCGCCGGAAAUAUCGGUUAACGGAACCGGUAGUACUAGUAGCAUGUUCUUUGAUCUCUCAUCUCCAAAUUCAUCAAAUUGGAAUCACUCAAUAUUGUCAGAGAACAAUUUUGAGCCUGUGAUUCAAGAAGAAAGCACAAAGAAUUUCUCAUCUUCAAUGGAACAAGAAUUUUGCAUGGAUCAUCAAAGUUUAUCAUCAUAUCCAAUUGGAUCAGUUGAUUCUUAUGGUUGUUACCCUUCAAGUUUGAUACAAAGUUUAUUUGAUUCUCAACCACAGCCACAAAACUCACUUUUUACCAACCCUUCUUCUAUGUCCUAUUCAUCUUCAAUGCCAAAGCAACAGCUUAGUGGAUUGCACUUUUCAAACAAUACUCCUUUCUGGAAUGCUUCAGCUGAGGCUCUCAAUGAUAUUAGAGCGGGAGUUUUGGCUUCAUCACAAUCACAAUAUCAUCAAUCUCCUAGUUUUCAUAACAACAAUUUCAAUUCCUCAAAUACUCUAUUAAACAAGUUAAAGAGAGAAAAAUCACCAGAAGCAAAAAGUUCAUCUGAAGUUACAGUUAAGAGGCAAAGAGUUGAAACUCCAUCACCAUUACCAACUUUUAAGGUUAGGAAAGAGAAGCUAGGGGACCGUAUCACAGCUCUUCAGCAAUUGGUUUCACCUUUCGGAAAGACGGAUACAGCUUCUGUUCUUCAUGAAGCCAUUGAUUACAUCAAGUUUCUUCAUGAUCAAGUCGAUGUUUUGAGUACUCCAUAUAUGAAAAAUGGAUCUCCUAUUCAACAUCAACAGGGUUGUGAUAAUGUGAAGGAGCUAGAAAGAAAAAAACAAGAUUUAAGAAGUCAAGGGCUUUGUUUGGUGCCAAUUUCAAGCACAUUUCCAAUGACUAAUGAGACUAAUGUUGAUUUUUGGACACCUACAUUUGGAGGAACACUCUUUGGCAGAUAGAGAAGUGAUUCUAAAAGGAAGAAGAAGACAUGAUUAAAUAUUGGUAUGCAAAAAGAAGGGAAUGAAAAUAAAUAAAAAAAUAGAGAUUAAAGAUAGGUUGUUUAAUUAAGAUUUUAAUAGCUACAACUUAGGUUGAUGAGGGGCAGGAACAAGUGUUAAAUUCAGCAGCAUUUGACAAUAGAUUAUAGUUUUAAUUGUAACUUGUUUUAUGGCUGAAUUUAGCAGAUGGUGCUAGCUACCUAAAACACCUUUUGUUCUUGCUAGUAGAUAUAUUUGAAUAUAUGUAUAUCUUUUUAAGGGGAUGCAUGCACCCACUUUUAGUUUAUUGUUAUUUUGAUGAGGAAAAAAAGGGCAAGUUAUAAAGUAUAGUAUUUGAUGUUGGUUUAA